AUCGGGCUGGACUCCGGGCAGAGGCACAUCGGGCUGGACCCCGGGCAGAGGCACAUCGGGCUGGACUCCGGGCAGAGGCACAUUGGGCAGGACUCCGGGCAGCGGCACAUCGGGCAGGAUUCCGGGCAGCGGCACAUCGGGCUGGACACCGGAUCACCAGGUGGGGCGACAGGCACUGGGCCACCAGGCGGAGCAGCAGGCACCGGGCCACCAUGCGGAGCAGCAGGCACCGGGCCACCAUGCGGAGCAGCAGGCAUCGGGCCCCCAGGCGGGGUGACAGGCAUCAGGCCCCCGGGAGGGGCGACAGGCAUCGGGCCCCCAGGCGGAGCGGCGGGCACCGGGCCCCCAGGAGGGACGGCAGGCACUGGCGGGCACCGCGCCAUCUGGCAAGGCAGUGGGCACCGAGUCACCAGGCCCGACAGUAGGCUCCGAGUCAACUGGCAUGACCGUGGGCACUGG
Molecule: messenger RNA, 459 nt
Organism: Staurois parvus
Lineage: Eukaryota; Metazoa; Chordata; Amphibia; Anura; Ranidae
Source: the annotation of a GenBank genome assembly